This is a messenger RNA of Talaromyces stipitatus ATCC 10500, 660 nucleotides long. Its product is annotated as retrovirus polyprotein, putative. The record is from RefSeq and is a predicted model, not a curated record. Bases 1 to 660 code for a protein of 219 amino acids. The transcript is spliced from 2 exons. Lineage: Eukaryota; Fungi; Ascomycota; Eurotiomycetes; Eurotiales; Trichocomaceae.
AUGACCGACGCAGAAUUUAAUUACGAUAUUCACAAUAAGGAGCUCCUAGCAAUUGUGUUAGUCCUAAAAGAAUGGAGGGCUGAGCUGGUGGGCUUACAGAGAAGCGAACGAUUCGAGAUUCUUUCUGAUCACAUGGCUCUGCGGUACUUCAUAAUGACGAAGCGCCUUACCGCUAGACAAGCUAGGUGGUGCGAAUUACACCGUCCAGGAAAGGAGAACACGCUGGUGGAUGCAUUAAUUCGGAGGGAAAGCACUUCAGUUGACCGCAAGAAGGGGCGUAUGCAGCUCAUGUUGCCAAAGAAGUGCCUAGGGCCUUCGCCGGUAAAAGAUUCGUUAAGUGUGGUCGAAGAGGAAGAAGGUGGGGAAGAUAAUAAUAAGCCUCCUAAUCAGGGGAGUGUCGAGCUAUCACCAAUGGACACUACCAUAGACGUUAUUUCUAGAGUUAUCGCCGCAAACACAAGGAGCCCUGAAUAUGAGCAAUUCCGAGAGCUCGCGAGAACGGGAGACAAGAACUGGACAUUGCACGAAGAGGUCUUGUUAUUUAAAGAUCAGGUGUUUGUUCCAGAUGAGGGGGAUCUUCGAGCUCAGUUACUAGAUAAAAUUUAUUGUCAACUGUCGACAGCUCACCCAGGCAAGAACAAGAUGAAGCAAUUGGUUUGA